AUGAUGUUACCAUUCUGUGGUAAUAUGCAAUAUGAUCAUACAAGAAUGGGUGAAAUACCAGAAAGUAAUUCAGUUUUGUUUUAUCAAAUGAAAUAUUAUGGUGAAAUUAAUGAUGUUUCAAAAAAAGAAAAUUUAACUAGUAGUUUUGGAUAUUAUGAUAGAUAUUUUAAAAAGAUAUUUUUAUUUUCAAAAUUAUUAUACAUGUCCUUUAAAAUAUUAAAUAAUAAUAAUAUUGAUUUAAAUUUUCAACAAAAUCUUUAUGAUUUUCAAGCAUGA
Dictyostelium discoideum AX4 is the source of this 276-nucleotide messenger RNA. RefSeq lists its product as hypothetical. The record is from RefSeq and is a predicted model, not a curated record. The coding region runs from base 1 to 276 and encodes 91 amino acids. The transcript has 2 exons. NCBI's taxonomy places the organism in Eukaryota, Evosea, Eumycetozoa, Dictyosteliales, Dictyosteliaceae.